Cricetulus griseus (Chinese hamster) is the source of this 580-nucleotide messenger RNA. The record is from RefSeq and is a predicted model, not a curated record. Lineage: Eukaryota; Metazoa; Chordata; Mammalia; Rodentia; Cricetidae.
GUAUUUCUGUCAGUUUUGGGGGCAGGCCUUUAAUAUUUUGAGUCACAUUUCCAUGGAGCACAGAGAUGAUGAUGAUGAUGAUGAUGAUGUGUCUUUUGCCAAAUGGAUGAGCAGCUUUUGGGGUCACAGCUGGAGAGACAAGGACGAGCGAGGACUCCGGGACCAUCACCGACCACAUGAAGCCAGCUACAGGAAGGCUUCCCUGCCCUGCCCAUUCCCUGCAUUGCCCGGCAUUUCAUCGCCUGACUGCCACCCAAGACGACAUUCUCAUGAGGACCAGGGAUCCCGAAGCCAUCUUCCCAUGCGGUAUCACAGAAAAUGCUCAGUGGACGGGUCAUUCAAGGAGCCACUGGGAUCACAAAGAGGAGCUCAUCCCCAAAUGCAGGAAUUUUCAGAAUCCUUUGAACAGCACCCGUGUUCUCCCUCUUCGGGACCCAAGGGCAGGAAGGAGAGAGAUGAAAGACAUUGCCCAGGGACUGAAAUGAGAUCCCACAAGAAACUGGAGGACAGAAGGAACUCAACGAAGGACGCACAUGGAGAUGCACCCAUGGCUCGGCUAACUGAGAAGGGGCCUGAAUAA